Messenger RNA from Prunus avium (sweet cherry), 1059 nucleotides. Its product is annotated as putative F-box protein At3g10430. Gene Ontology annotation, molecular function: protein binding. The record is from RefSeq and is a predicted model, not a curated record. NCBI's taxonomy places the organism in Eukaryota, Viridiplantae, Streptophyta, Magnoliopsida, Rosales, Rosaceae.
AUGCAGUUAUAUACUUCAGAGCCAGAAAAGAAGAAAAUUAGGAAGGUAUUACAUGGAAACGUCCUGGUAGAAAUUCUCUCAAAACUGCCUGCCAAGUCUGUACUCAGGUUUAGACGCGUCUUAAAAAAGUGGUAUGCUCUCACCAAAACUUCUUAUUUCAUUGCUAGACAUGACCUUCAUCGUCGCUCUCGCUCCGCUCAGAAUCAUGGUCUUCUCCUUGUCUCGACAUAUCUCACCAAUGAAAAAUCUGACAGACUUCUAAUGAUGUCAUUGCAUCCUGAUGAUGAAGAAUCAAAACUUUUGCCUACUUCUUUCCUCCCCAUCCCGAAACAGAUAACCUUAAGCAGCGGGAAACUUUUUGGCUGUGUGGGAUCUAGUAAUGGUUUAGUUCGUUGUCUUCUGCUGCCCAUUGAGAAUGAGAAUGAAAAAGAGAAUAGUACAACUGCAGAGGUGGAGGAGGAGGAGGGAGAUGUAGAAGAAAAGGAUGCUGCUCCUGCUCCUGCGCAUACUGAUAUAUUAGUAGUAUGGAACCCAGCAACAGAAGAAUUUAGGUAUCUCCCGCAACCACCUAUUAAUCCUUUUGAGAAGGAGGAGGGCAUUGGCAUUGACAUACAACGGGAUCGUCAUAGGAAUUAUGUUUUAGGUUUUGAUUUCUUACCAAAGAUUAGUCAAUACAAAGUGGUGAGAGUUUUCCCGGCACCUCAUCCCGGUAAUGAUCCCGAUUCUGACGAUGAUGCUGAUGGAAAAGUUGCCAUUUUCCAAGCCCAAGUGUUGCUCCAAAGUACAAAUUCAUGGAGAGAUGUCAAAGACAAAUUAGAGUUUCCAUCAUUUAAAAGUACUUGUCUAACAUGUGAUGCGAUUACCUUGAAUGGAGUGAUGUAUUGGUUGGCAGAGCAAUCGUCGAGCGAGUUCUAUCUCGUGUCAUUCAAUUUACGUGAUGAGGUUUUUCAUUUGAUACCACUACCAAUAGAAUGGCGCCGUCUUAAUGUUCAAUAUUAUUUACAUCCGUGGAAUGGUUCAGCUGCAAUUUUGACUAGUUAUUCAGAAAAUGGCGAUUAG